Messenger RNA from Chanos chanos (milkfish), 1674 nucleotides. It is a transcript of the gene traf2b, whose product is annotated as Tnf receptor-associated factor 2b. Bases 71 to 1633 code for a protein of 520 amino acids. The record is from RefSeq and is a predicted model, not a curated record. Gene Ontology annotation, molecular function: ubiquitin-protein transferase activity; tumor necrosis factor receptor binding; zinc ion binding. Gene Ontology annotation, cellular component: cytoplasmic side of plasma membrane; plasma membrane signaling receptor complex. Gene Ontology annotation, biological process: tumor necrosis factor-mediated signaling pathway; regulation of apoptotic process; regulation of JNK cascade. The transcript has 11 exons. NCBI's taxonomy places the organism in Eukaryota, Metazoa, Chordata, Actinopteri, Gonorynchiformes, Chanidae.
AGUAAAGCUACUUUCUCGUUUAUAUCAGUGGAUUCUGUACAAGAUCAGUGACACAGCUUAAUGGAAGGUCAUGGCACGACCAUCGCUGCCCUCCUCCUUGGACUCCAAUUUACCUGGGAUACCCAGAAAGGUUCUGGCAGUGUCCAUGGAAUGUAAAUACCAGUGCCAGCAAUGCAAGGAGAUUUUGAGGAAGCCCUUCCAGGCGCAAUGUGGACAUCGUUUCUGUGUGUACUGCUUCAAACAGAUCACCAGCUCAGGACCUAAACCCUGUGAAGCAUGUCAGGAGGAGGGCAUAUAUGACGAAGCCACGUCCAUGCUCAGCAUUAAUGAAGCUUUUCCUGACAAUGCAGCACGCAGGGAGAUUGAUAGCCUACCUGCAAGAUGUCCAAAUGAAAGCUGUUCAUGGGCAGGGACUUUGAAAGAAUAUGAGGGUCAACAUGAAGGUCAGUGUGAGUUUGAACGCGUGAAAUGCGAAGCUUGUCAGCUCCUAAUCCUGCAGCGUGACAAAGACCGUCAUAAUGAGAGAGAGUGUGAGGCCAGAACCCUCAACUGCAAAUACUGCAAGGCUACCUUUCACUUCAAAGACAUUAAGGCUCAUGAUGAAAUCUGCCAGAAAUAUCCCAUGCAGUGCAAGGAUUGUGGGAAGAAGAAGAUAGCACGAGAAAAGUUUAAUGAGCACAUCAAGUCCUGUGCUAAGUCCAAAUCUGCAUGUCAGUUCAGUGAGAUUGGCUGCAGGGCAGUGAUAGACAAUGGCAAGCAGGUAGAGCAUGAGCAGAGCAAUGUGACGGAGCACCUGCGUCUCAUGUUAGCCUCCAUGCUCUCUUUGCUGCGAAUGCGCGUGGAUGGGCCCGGCGAAUGGCAGGAGGAUUCCGUCCUAGGUCUGUAUCGUGGGCCUGAGGAUGCAGCUACAUCAGUGACCCACACUGGAGCCCGAGCUCAGGGGCCUGGGCUGCAAGAGAAAAUCACAGCUCUGGAGAACAUUGUGUGUGUGCUUAACAGGGAGGUGGAGCGUAGCGCUCUCACGCUGGAAGCUCUUAACCGACAGCAUCGCCUGGACCAAGAGAAGAUUGAGAACCUUUCGAAUAAGGUUCGUCAGCUAGAACGGACUCUUACCAUGCGGGACCUUCAGUUAAGUGAAUCUGAACAAGCCCUGAGGGAAUUACAGUUCUGCACGUAUGAUGGGGUAUUCAUCUGGAAAAUAACCGAUUUCUCUCGGCGCAGACAGGAUGCAUUAGCCGGUCGGGCGCCAGCCAUGUUUUCACCAGCAUUCUACUCCAGUAAAUAUGGCUAUAAGAUGUGCCUGAGGCUAUAUAUGAAUGGAGACGGAACAGGUCGAGGCACGCAUCUCUCUCUCUUCUUUGUGGUGAUGAGAGGCAGGUUUGAUGCACUGCUCAAGUGGCCUUUCAGCCAGAAGGUUACCCUUAUGCUAUUGGAUCAGAAUAACAGGGAGCACAUUAUUGACGCCUUUAGGCCUGACGUCACAUCCACAUCGUUCCAGAGACCAGUUAGUGAGAUGAAUAUUGCCAGUGGCUGCCCUCUCUUCUGUCCACUCAGCAAACUCGCAGGCAAGAGCUCCUACCUGAGAGAUGACACUAUCUUCAUUAAGGCCAUAGUGGAUCUUACAGGCCUCUAAGACUCCUUCAUAGUACCACAUAGACCUUUAAAACCAUCCAU